UUGCGUUCACUCCUCCAUAUACUCAAAAAACAUUAAAUGAACGCAAAUCAUAUUGGGAGAAAGCUAAAAAGCUUAGUCAGGGAAACAUGGUUUGUCUUCUCUGGCCAAAUGAAGAUAUACAUAGGGGGGGGAAAUCCGUCAACGUCACAAAAUAUACCAUCUAUUUUGGCACGAUCGCCCGAAGGGAUGACAAGAUGCUAUCAGAAGAAAAAGAUGUCGCAAAAAUCAACAUUAAUUUUAUUAAUCUUUCCAUAUACUCGGUCGCUAUGAGAGAUAUUUCAAACAGAAAUGCUAAUGGUAAAAUGAACAGGCAUUGUUUUAUGGUUGAAUCGACGGACCUUCUUUUUGAAAGUUAUAAGAAUAUAUUGAAGACACUUCAAGAAUCCCAACCAGAAUCUCUUCCAUUUGGUAAAUACCUCGCUCCACGAAUAGAUGGAGACGUGUCUGACGUGGUCGCUAAUGUCGACCCGCCAAUCUAUUCCAUAGCUCCUGGCUUCAGAUUUGAUCUCUCGAUUUUAAUCGAUGAUAAAAGCAUGGAAUUGCGCUUGGAUACCGGAGACGCACAAUCCAAAAACGAGGCCAUCGAAUGCCUGGAAAAACAUAGCAAACUUGACAAAACUCAAUGUAAUGCACUUUUUUCUUUGAUGCGAGAACUCCCUAGAUCUUGGCAUUUACUCAAUGAUCUUUAUGCUACAAUAGCUCAAGCGCUUGUCUCAGCUCUAAGUCGGGAAAUUGCAUUGAUCGAAGGACCUCCUGGAACGGGAAAAUCUUAUAUCGGUGUUCAAAUUUGUGCAUCAUUUUCGUCCGAUUCCCUAAGAAAGUCCAUAAAACUGUUGAUGCUUAUACGAAAAGCGCCAAGCAUAUCUUCCCUGAGCAAACGAAACU
Messenger RNA from Acaulospora colombiana, 885 nucleotides. The record is from the annotation of a GenBank genome assembly. NCBI's taxonomy places the organism in Eukaryota, Fungi, Glomeromycota, Glomeromycetes, Diversisporales, Acaulosporaceae.